AUGAGAACUUUAUAUUCGAUUUUAACAAGGGGACUUAAGAAUAGAAUAGAAAACGUAUUAAAAGAAAUCACAAUCCUUGACCAGCAGAUUCCAUAUUUCGCCACAGCUCCGGGAUUUCAUCAGGAUAUUCAUCUUUUAUAUACACAUUUGAGAAAUGUUAAAGCAACAUUAUCAGAUUUAAUGAUGACUUAUCUCACAAAAUUCGAGAAAUCAGCAGAUCCAGAUAUUAACAUAUCCAAAGCUUUAAAAUUGCACCUAGAAAUUUUUAAUUCCCAUGAAUUUAUGAUACUAUCAAGAGAACUACUUGGACACCAUUCAUCUAUAGCAACAAUUAUUGGAAAUGAAUACGAAAAAAUUACGAAAAACCUCGACGAAGCGACUGAUGCUCAAUUAAGAAUGGUUAGUUUAAUUUUUCCAUAUGAAUUUGUAUUAAAUAUGCUUGCAGAUCAAAAAUUUCUUAAAUCGUAUAUGAGUUUUUGUUUAAAAUACACUACAAUCAACAAUACUUAUUAUAUUAACGAAGUUUUCAAGCUAAUUCAAGUAUAUCAUAAAGCUCAUUCAGAUCAGUACCAGACACUAUAUUUUACUCCAGACGCUCCAAUGUUCUUUGAGCUUGCUGAACAUUUAAUUGGAUUAUUUAACUCAGAAAUCAUGAUUGAAACGCAGAUAGACAAACUCACAGAUUUCCAAAUACUUCAGAAGUGCAUGAUGAUCUCGAAAUCAGGACCACAAACCUGCGGAUUGAAUGAAAAUUUGUUAAAUAAUUUAUUAAAUCACAAAAUCGAGCGAAUUGAUGUCCAUUACUUACGUUCAACCAUGAAUUCUCUACCAGAUAUAACUUACGAGCCCAUUGAUAUCCCUGCCCUUCAACAUAUUUCGUUCGAAUUACGAAAAACUCAAUUACAAUGCUGUCCAACCGAAAUGCUUCACUGCAUUGCCAAUACUCUCAAAUGGAUAUCCGAUGCUCUUACUGCUGGCGGAAAAGCAGCAGGCGCUGACGAGAUUUUCCAAUUUUAUGUUUAUAUUAUUUCUUCAACCCACGUAAUUUGCAUCCAAACCCUCAUAAACUUCAUGGAAACAUAUGUAUACGAGGGGCUCCGUGAGACCAAAUACCCGUUCCUCAUCUCACAGACCAAAAUAGCCCUAGAUUUCAUUGAUGCCAGAAUGAUUGCAGUAGAACCUUAUCUUUUGUUCCCUUUUAAGUACCCACCUGAACGUAUGCAGAAUAUUAUUAAGCUUGCUGACGAUAAUCCUGUGUUUUUGACUGGUUUUGAAGUUAUUGCUUUUCCAACUUUUUCUUUUUACUAUGAAAACUUCUUUCCGAGCUUGAUUUACUACACAGGAAAUGAUGAUGAUAACGUCAAAGCUUAUAAAUAUAAAGUAACAGAUGGUUUCAACCUGAUUUCGCCGAAAUGUCCAAAUUUCGAAAAUGUUGCAACGGUUGAUGGCACUUUCUUCCAAUUAUCCAACCAAGAGGACAUCGAUUACAUCAUUAUGGAUCAGAAAGUCCCAGGACCUCUCUUGGAAAGAAUAAAUUUGGCUUCUUUUUUGAUGAAAAAUUUGGAAAAAAUUCCAAACAAGCCAAGAUUCAGUCUCCUCCUUGAGCAAACGAAAAAUAUAAUUAGUGAUUUUGGUAAGGAUGGAUCAAGCAAUCCUUGCCUCGAAAUCAGAAUAAUUAUAGCUGAAAUUCAAAAAUCAUUAGUUAUAUUAAACUUCCUUCCAGCUCAAUUCCACAUAGAUGGAACAUUCUCUGAUUCAACUGUAUUAGCACUGCAGAAAUACCUUAAGAAUUCCAAGAAUUUUGUUAUUAAUAAGAAGAUAUAUUUUGAUCUCAUCAAAUUCUUAUCUCCUUAG
Trichomonas vaginalis G3 is the source of this 1854-nucleotide messenger RNA. RefSeq names its product VPS9 domain family. The record is from RefSeq and is a predicted model, not a curated record. The transcript has a single exon. The coding region runs from base 1 to 1854 and encodes 617 amino acids. NCBI's taxonomy places the organism in Eukaryota, Parabasalia, Trichomonadida, Trichomonadidae.